AUGGCUAACCCGACGCCCUACAAGAUCGCCGUGCCCGAUGAGGAGCUGGCCUGGAUCACAGACCGCGUGCGCACCGCCCGCAUCCCGCCGGGCAAAGACUUGCCCACCGAGGAGCUGUGGAAGUCGUGGGGUCUGCCUUCGUCAUAUGCCAAACAGCUGCACAAGACAUGGACAACGACGUAUGACUGGCGCAAGGUCGAGCGCCAGCUCAACGAGGAGCUGACGCAGUUCACCCUGCCCAUCAACCAUGGGGGCGAGGAGCUCACGAUGCACUUUGUCCACAACCGCAGCCCUCACAAGGACGCCGUUCCUUUGCUCUUCAUGCACGGCUGGCCCGGCAGCUUCCUCGAGGUCCGCCCCAUCAUCAGGCUCCUCACCCACCCGGCCAACCCAGAGGAGAACCCAGAGGAGCAGGCCUACCACGUCGUGGCCCCCUCCCUGCCUGGCUUUGGCUUCUCCAGCUACCCCAAGAACCCCGUCAGCCCCAUGGACAUGGCCGAGGUGGUCUACAAGCUCAUGACGGCGCUGAGCUACGACAAGUUCAUGGUCCAGGGCGGCGACUGGGGCUCCAUCAUCUCGCGCUUCCUCGCCGCCAACCACCCAGACAACUGCCGCGCCAUCCACCUCAACGCCCUCAUCUCCGGCCCGCCCUCGCCGAUAUGGAACCCCGUCGCGAUGGGCAAGCUCGUGCUCGCCGUGGCCACGGGCGGCUGGGGCCUGACCGAGUUCGAGAAGAGGGGGCUGGGCCGCAUGCAGUGGUGGAACAAGUACGAGAACGGCUACCAGGCCAUCCAGGGCACCAAGCCGCAGACCAUUGCGUACGGGCUGUCCGACUCGCCCUUUGGGCUGGCGUGCUGGAUGCGCGAGAAGGUGCAGUUCCUGACGGACGAUGAUUUCGAGUGGGACGACGAGCAGGUCAUUACGCUCGCCAUGCCGCACAUCAUCAACGGCACGCCCGGCCACGCCGAGAUCUACAAGUGGAUCCCCAAGAAUGAGGAAAGGUCCUUGCUCGAGGCCUUCAAAAAGGUCAUCCCCCGGCAGGUCUCUUUCGGUGCAUCAAUGUUCCCCAAAGACAUUCUGUAUAUCCCAGAGUGGUGGGCGCGCGCCAACGUCGCCGAGAACCUCAUCUUCUGGAAAGAGCACAAGAUGGGCGGCCACUUCCCCUCCAUCGAGCGGCCGGCUACCCUGGUCGCGGACAUCCGCGAGUUCACGGGCAAGAUUGACAAGGGUGUCAUCAAGGAGCUCCGGAGGAGCGGUGGUUCGCAGUAG
Microdochium trichocladiopsis is the source of this 1269-nucleotide messenger RNA. Its product is annotated as epoxide hydrolase domain-containing protein. Gene Ontology annotation, molecular function: epoxide hydrolase activity. Bases 1 to 1269 code for a protein of 422 amino acids. Gene Ontology annotation, biological process: epoxide metabolic process. The record is from RefSeq and is a predicted model, not a curated record. Lineage: Eukaryota; Fungi; Ascomycota; Sordariomycetes; Xylariales; Microdochiaceae. The transcript is spliced from 3 exons.